AUGGAGCCAGAAAUGGGUGCUUUGGCCUUGAAAGAUGCUAAUGGCAGGAAAGAAGAGGGUACUAUCUGCAAGACUUCACAAGACGCCUUCGAAGUACAGAGAAGAGAUGAAGAGGCCGUUCAAGGCUUGGAUACAUCCAGUCCACCCGGCCCUUCAAGGGCGCGACUGAUAGCGCUGGUAUUAACGUGUACCGGCGCGGCGUUCAUGAACACACUCGGCGUCCAAGCGGCCGUUAUUGUCCUCCCUACGAUUGGCACUGCCCUCGACAUACCAGACAGCCGACAGCAGUGGAUAGUGUCUGCCUACUCGCUUACCUUCGGUUGCUUCCUCCUAUUGUGGGGCCGGUUGGCGGACGUAUACGGCAAACGCCUGAUAUUCAUAUGGGGUUCGGCCUGGGUCACGGCGACUACUAUUGCGCUCCCAUUCAUACCGAAUGAGAUAGGGUUCGACAUCUUCAGAGGGCUUCAAGGCUUGGGCGCAGCGGCCAAUGUUCCCACAGCCAUUGGGAUCUUGGGAACAACAUUUCCUCCUGGGCAAGCAAAAAACUAUGCCUUCGCAUGCUACGGUGCGGGGGCUCCCCUAGGAUCUAUCUUUGGCAACCUGCUUGGAGGUGUUGUUGCCCAGUGGGUUAACUGGCAGUGGAUAUUCUGGAUUCUGGGAAUUCUUGCUGGCAUCAUCACGAUUGCAGGCUAUGUUAUCAUUCCGCUGCCUCCUGUUAGUAGCACUGUUGGGACGAAAGCCUCCAUCGACUGGAUUGGCGGCACGCUCAUCACUCUCGGUCUACUUGCACUCCUGUUCGCAUUAACUGAGGGCAACGUUGUGGGCUGGAGCACACCCUGGAUCUCUGUAUUGAUCGUGCUUUCAAUCGCCUUGGUGGCUGUCUUCGUGGCCUGGCAGUGGUACUUAGAGACGAAGACUACUCGAAGACCGCUCAUGAAGGUAUCGAUUUGGAAGAACGUGCGCUUUUCAGCUGCUAUGCUCAUCAUGGCCUUGUUCUUCGCUGCGUUCAACAACUAUUUGAUCUUUGCAACUUAUUUCUACCAACAAUACCUGGGCCUAAGCGUCAUACAGACCACACUCCGAUUUAUCCCAACCGGUGUCAUGGGCAUCAUGGUCGCUUUCAUUACUGCACAACUCCUCUCCCGCGUCCGCGGCAGCUUCAUCCUCAUGUUCGGCACCCUCAGCGUCGGCAUCGCCUGUCUGCUUUUCGCUGUUCCAAUUCAUCCCAACACCACCUACUGGGCGUAUGGCUUUCCUGCCAUGUGUCUUGCUGUAUUCGGCGCGGACACCGUGUACCCGUCAUUGACUCUCUUCACGGCGCACUCGCUUCCCCAAGAAGAUCAGGCGCUGGGCGGUGCGUUGAUCAACGCUGUCGGUCAGGUCGGCCGCGCGAUCGGUCUUGCGAUCUCGACGGCAGCGGAGCUGGCUGUUGUUGCGCAGCGGAAAGGCGAGAGUAUUGAGGUUGUGGGUAACUCUCACAUCGCCCCUCGAGAUGUCGCUCUGCUGGACGGCUUGAGGGUUGCUGAGUGGGUCAACUUUGGAUUGGCUAUUGCCGCAUUCGCGAUUGUCUUGUAUGCGUUUAGAGGUUCAGAAAAACUGGGCCAGAAGGGGUAA
Molecule: messenger RNA, 1614 nt
Organism: Coniosporium apollinis CBS 100218
Lineage: Eukaryota; Fungi; Ascomycota; Dothideomycetes
Exons: 3
Coding region: 1-1614 (537 amino acids)
Biological process (GO): transmembrane transport
Cellular component (GO): membrane
Molecular function (GO): transmembrane transporter activity
Source: RefSeq, a predicted model, not a curated record